Messenger RNA from Solanum tuberosum (potato), 344 nucleotides. Its product is annotated as protein CLAVATA 3. Gene Ontology annotation, molecular function: receptor serine/threonine kinase binding. The record is from RefSeq and is a predicted model, not a curated record. The coding region runs from base 15 to 296 and encodes 93 amino acids. NCBI's taxonomy places the organism in Eukaryota, Viridiplantae, Streptophyta, Magnoliopsida, Solanales, Solanaceae. The transcript is spliced from 2 exons.
UUUCUUCUUGAAAAAUGUCUUCGAUCAAUACCAAACAUUUCACUCUCUUGGUCUUGCUGAUCUGCUUUUUAGUAAUUCAAGAAUCUCAUGGUCUCUCUCUAAAGGAAGUUGCUCCUGUGAAACCCCUAAACAGAAAGGUUUUAGAAAAACAGUGGGCUGCAUUUGGAAAGGUAUACUACAAGCAUGCAGAGAAGAUUAAUGAGAAGUUUGCUGAUUGGGAGCUAAGAGGAGUUCCAGCUGGUCCUGAUCCAUUGCAUCACAAUGGUGCUAGUCCUAAGAAACCUAAGACUCCAUGAUCAUGCAAUAUUAAUUUUGUUUUAGCUCUAUGUUCAAGUUUUUAGUAA